Chara braunii is the source of this 743-nucleotide messenger RNA. Lineage: Eukaryota; Viridiplantae; Streptophyta; Charophyceae; Charales; Characeae. The record is from the annotation of a GenBank genome assembly.
CCAACCAGAAUAGUAAGAGCCAAUUAAUAAAAGCAGGCUAACUUAUGCAGGGGUGAGGGAAGGUCAAGGAGAUUUCAGCAAGGUUCGAUAAAAUCGAACCGAAACCCAGGAGCAUCUCGUCAAUAGCAAUGGAGUAUUCAUGUGAGCCUCGACCAGGAUUGAGUGGACGGGCGACGGGCAACUCGGGUGCAUCAAAAUGGAACGGUGCAGGCGUGAUGUCAGCUGAGGUACCGGGUCCAGGCCAAAGCCCAAAGCCGAAGCACAAUGUGGACCGUGGGCCCCUGAGGCAAGUGGAGUCAGUCCGUGUUCACUCAGAAAAGGAACUGUUGAAGGAGAUUGAGAAGGCGGCAGCAAUGCUGGUGCCAGAGACAGAUUGGUCUGUUCGCAUGAAUGUCUUGCAGCGAGUACAAGGUCUUGUUGUUGGAGGUGCCUUAGACUUUGAGGCAUUCCCAGGAAUGCUCCGGCAACUGAAAGAUGCCAUUGCGAGCCAGUUACACGAUAGGCGCUCAGCUAUUGUGAGGCAGACAUGUCAGCUGCUAAAUUUUCUAGCCAAGGAGUUGCGAUUUGCAUUUGAGCCUAUGGCGGAGUUCUUCAUUCCUGUAAGUCCAGCAUUUGCUUUGCAGGCUGUUCCCUUUCAUGUUUUCGAGCUAUUCUCAUGAUCAGGAUAAUGUUCUUUUUCCUGUUGAAGUCCCAUUCAGAGGCUUUUCAAACAGAUGCAAUCCCUUUGGUUGCAGUGACCUGUC